Messenger RNA from Aspergillus terreus NIH2624, 477 nucleotides. RefSeq lists its product as uncharacterized. The transcript has 2 exons. The record is from RefSeq and is a predicted model, not a curated record. Lineage: Eukaryota; Fungi; Ascomycota; Eurotiomycetes; Eurotiales; Aspergillaceae. The coding region runs from base 1 to 477 and encodes 158 amino acids.
AUGGUCCAUACCCGUGCCCUCUGCGAGACAUGCUACGAUAGAUUCAUCAAGCACAACUACGUCGCAUUUAGUUACGGUUCCGAACGCGCGGGUUAUUAUGGAGCUGAAAAGCGACAGCUUGUGUGUUCAUUCGACGGAAUGGAAAUCUAUCUCACAAACUCCAACGACCAGAUUACCAGAAAACUCGCAGAUAUAGCCAGGGAGAGGCGUCUCUUUUACUUGGACAAGGCAAAUAUCUUGCCCCCACAUGAGCACUGGUCUGAGGACUGCUUGCAGAAAAUCUACGGGGACGCUUGGGAAACUUGGUAUUUCCCAAGUAGGCAUAUGAAUGUUACUGCGGAGCACGCGAGAUACCCGGAUGGGAGAACUGGAGGCCACUGGGAGGCGAUGGAAUUGGACGUUUCGCGUGUCUGGGUCACGCAGACCUUGGUGUGGAAAACAGAGGGGCUAAGAGAUUUGUUAGAGGAGGUGAGCUAA